AUGGCCAACUCCACACUCAAUGCGCUCGUGCUGGGGUCCGUCUUCGUACUAUGCGCUAUUGUGCUCUCCAGCAAAGUAUGGCAGAUUGGACGUCGUCCUGCUGAUAUUCCUCCUGGUCCGCCAACUAUUCCGAUUUUAGGAAACUUGCAUCAGAUGCCUGUCGUGAAUCCGCACAUUCAGCUGCAAAAAUGGGCUCAAGAAUACGGCCCCAUCUACUCGUUGAUGCUCGGCACCACGACGAUGAUCGUUCUGUCCUCCGACGAGGCAGUCAAAGAUCUUCUUGAUCGCCGAAGCGGCAACUAUUCGGAUCGACCUAAUAUGUACAUAGGCCAGACAAUCGCCAGCGGUGGCCUGCGGUUGGUCGUCAUGCGCUAUGGAAAGUUCUGGCGUAUGAUUCACAAGACGAUUCACAACAUUUUGAAUAUCAAAGCCGCUGUGACUUAUGUUCCAUACCAAGACUUGGAGAAUAAGAUCAUGCUUCAAGGACUUCUUGACCAACCCGAGGACUUCCUUGCUCAUAUCCGUCGCUACACGUUCUCACUUUCGACACAAAUAAUCUUCGGAUAUCGUGCUCCAGAUACGCAAGAUCCUAAUCUUCUACAACUAUUUUGGAGCUUCGAGCGCUGGGGCAAACUUGCUGGCAGUGCAAGUGCGCAGUUGGCGGAUCUAUUCCCCAUCAUCCAGUCUCUUCCUCGCGCUCUCUCGCUUAAUAUUGGUUAUGCUGAGAUGCUGCACAAGAAGGAGAAAGAGCUGUAUGUACGACUUUGGAUGCGAGCAAAGAAUGCUUUGGAGAGCGGCAAAGGCACACCGUGCUUCUGCAACGAUCUACUUCGAGCACAAAAGACGGAGAAAUUCGACGAUGAUCAGGCAGCAUACAUCAGCGGCUCGCUGCUCGAAGCUGGUUCAGACACCACAGCAUCGAUUCUAUAUGGAUUCAUCCUGGCCUGUAUCGUCUGGCCAGACGUACAGAAAAAGAUUCAAGCAGAAAUCGAUCGCGUGGUAGGCUCCGAACGACUUCCGACGAUCGAAGACUACCAUCGACUACCAUAUGUUCGAGCUUGUAUCAAAGAAUCGCUUCGCUGGAUGCCCACUGUAGUCCUCGGCGUGCCACACGCAGCAAUACAGGAAGACAACUACAAAGGCUAUCGCAUCCCCGCAGGAGCAACUGUAAUCAACAACGUCUGGGCCAUUCAUAUGGAUCCCAAACGCUCCCCAUCACCGAGGACAUUCAACCCAGAUCGACUUGCCAACGAUCCACGAUCGCUGUACGAAUCUGCUAUGGGUGAAGCUUCGAAACGAGACAACUAUGUGUUUGGAGCCGGACGUCGUCUCUGCCAGGGUAUCCAUAUCGCAGAGCGAUCUCUCUUUUUGGGCAUCUCACGUCUGGUGUGGGCUUUUGACUUUUUGCCUACCAUCGAUACCGCCACGGGUAAGCCGAUAAAGUACGACGGCGAUGAUCUGGUUGGAGGAAUUACCGUCGAGCCCAGACACUAUAAUUGCAGAAUUGUUCCUCGCGAAAAGCAGAAAUCCAGUAUCAUUCGAGAGGCAGUUCGUAAAGAUGCGGAGGACUUUCUUGAUCCACGAACAGGCCAGUGGCGUAAUAUUCCAGAAGGCAUGGCAUUUAGUACAUGGGUACCUGAAGAAGUCGAAGCGUAG
Messenger RNA from Cercospora beticola, 1656 nucleotides. Its product is annotated as cytochrome P450. Gene Ontology annotation, molecular function: monooxygenase activity; heme binding; iron ion binding. Lineage: Eukaryota; Fungi; Ascomycota; Dothideomycetes; Mycosphaerellales; Mycosphaerellaceae. The record is from RefSeq and is a predicted model, not a curated record.